GCACAUUGUUCCCCGCCCCCGCCCCGGCAACCGCUGCCGCUGUCGCCGCCGCCACCCGGCUAUAAAAACCGGCAGAGCCCAGAAAGGUGCGGAUGCUUAUUAUAGACCGACGCGACACCAUUGCCGGGUGCCAGAGUCUCCGUUGAGGCUUUUUGGAGAGAGCUACUUGAAACGCAUCCACAUUCUGGGGACCAAAUAAAGGAGGACCCUGCAAAAGUCGCGACUAUCUUCCCCUGGGGCCAUGGACUCGGACGCCAGCCUGGUGUCCAGCCGCCCGUCGUCGCCGGAACCCGAUGACCUUUUUCUACCUGCUCGGAGCAAGAGCAGCAGCGGCGGCGGCUUUACCGGGGCCACAGUGUCCUCGUCCACGCCAAGCGACUGCCCGCCGGAGCUAAGCGCGGAGCUGCGCGGCGCCAUGGGCUCAGCGGGAGCGCACUCUGGGGACAAGCUGGGAAGCGGAGGCUUCAAGUCAUCGUCAUCCAGCACCUCAUCGUCCACGUCGUCGGCGGCCGCAUCGUCCACCAAGAAGGACAAGAAGCAGAUGACUGAGCCGGAGCUGCAGCAGCUGCGCCUCAAAAUCAACAGCCGCGAGCGCAAGCGCAUGCACGACCUCAACAUAGCCAUGGACGGCCUGCGCGAGGUCAUGCCAUACGCGCACGGCCCGUCGGUGCGCAAGCUCUCCAAGAUCGCCACGCUACUACUGGCGCGCAACUACAUCCUCAUGCUCACCAACUCACUGGAGGAGAUGAAACGACUGGUGAGCGAGAUCUAUGGCGGCCACCAUGCUGGCUUCCACCCGUCGGCCUGUGGCGGCCUGGCUCACUCCGCGCCGCUGCCCGCCACCACCGCGCACCCCGCGGCCGCGCACGCCGCGCACCACCCGGCAGUGCACCACCCCAUCCUGCCGCCCGCAGCUGCUGCCGCCGCUGCUGCCGCUGCGGCCGCUGCGGUGUCCAGCGCCUCUUUGCCUGGCUCCGGGCUGUCGUCGGUCGGAUCCAUUCGGCCUCCGCACAGCCUGCUAAAGUCUCCGUCUGCAGCCGCGGCCGCCCCGCUCGGGGGCGGGGGCGGUGGCAGCGGGGGUAGCGGGGGCUUCCAGCACUGGGGAGGUAUGCCCUGUCCCUGCAGCAUGUGCCAGGUGCCACCGCCACACCACCACGUGUCGGCCAUGGGCGCGGGCAGCCUGCCCCGCCUCACUUCCGACGCCAAGUGAGCCGACCGGCGACGGCGGGUUCAGGCGAGCGGGGAGCUGGGGAGGCCUCGGGGAAACGGAGAGUGGCAGGCGUCCGGGCUCGAAAG
Molecule: messenger RNA, 1296 nt
Organism: Otolemur garnettii (small-eared galago)
Lineage: Eukaryota; Metazoa; Chordata; Mammalia; Primates; Galagidae
Gene: OLIG2
Product: oligodendrocyte transcription factor 2
Exons: 2
Coding region: 242-1210 (322 amino acids)
Biological process (GO): oligodendrocyte differentiation; neuron differentiation; myelination
Molecular function (GO): DNA-binding transcription factor activity; protein dimerization activity
Source: RefSeq, a predicted model, not a curated record